Messenger RNA from Protomyces lactucae-debilis, 1107 nucleotides. Its product is annotated as branched-chain-amino-acid aminotransferase. Lineage: Eukaryota; Fungi; Ascomycota; Taphrinomycetes; Taphrinales; Protomycetaceae. The record is from RefSeq and is a predicted model, not a curated record. Gene Ontology annotation, cellular component: mitochondrion. Bases 1 to 1107 code for a protein of 368 amino acids. Gene Ontology annotation, biological process: L-valine biosynthetic process; L-leucine biosynthetic process. Gene Ontology annotation, molecular function: branched-chain-amino-acid:2-oxoglutarate transaminase activity. The transcript has a single exon.
AUGGCCUCCCUCAAUGCUGCAAGCCUCACCACAGAGCUCUCACAAUCCCCAAAGGCAAAAGUCGACAAGACAACCCUCAAGUUUGGGCAUACCUUCACAGACCACAUGCUAUCGUGUGAGUGGGAUGCCGCAACAGGCUGGUCAGCACCACGCAUCACACCUUACCAAAACCUAUCGCUGGAUCCUGCUACCUGUGUCUUUCACUAUGGCUUUGAAUGCUUUGAAGGCAUGAAGGCCUACAAGGACAAAGCCGGCAAAGUGCGACUCUUUCGUCCAGAUAUGAAUAUGGCCCGUCUGCGUCGUUCAGGCGCACGCAUUGCUUUGCCUGACUUUGAGGGCGAUCAAUUGAUUGCUGCCAUCAAGGAAUUCCUCAAAGUGGAUCAUGACUGGAUCCCAGAGGGACAAGGCUACUCCCUCUACAUUCGUCCAACCUUUAUCGGCACGCAAAAGACGCUGGGCAUUGGUCCAGUUGGGUCUGCCAUGAUUUUCGUCAUUGCCUCACCCGUCGGCCCAUACUACCCGUCUGGCUUCAAGGCUAUCUCCUUGUGGGCCACCAGUGACCAAGUCCGUGCGUGGCCCGGUGGUUUCGGUGAUGCAAAGCUCGGUGCAAAUUACGCACCGGGUGUGACGGCUCAAGCAGCCGUUGCUGCACGCGGGUAUGAGCAAAACCUGUGGUUGAAUGGCGCUGAACACAAUGUCGGCGAAGUAGGUACGUCCAACUUGUUCAUUGUGUGGGUGAAUGAACAAGGCGACAAGGAAAUCAUUACUGCACCGUUGGAUGGGACCAUCUUGGCCGGUGUCACGCGAGACUCCAUCUUGGCGCUUGCUCGGGAACGCUUGCCUGACUAUAAAGUCACAGAAGCGCUAUUUACGAUGCCACAGGUGAUGCAGGCGGCCAAGGAAGGCAGGCUCAUGGAGGCCUUUGGUGCAGGGACUGCGGUGGUGACGGCGCCAGUCAAGAAGAUCCAUUACAUGGGCACGGAUAUUGAUGUGCCGUUGCAGGCAGGUAAGGAAGCUGGGGCGAUUGCUGAGCAGAUGCUGGGAUGGAUCACUGGGAUCCAGUAUGGCGAUGAGCCUGGUCACCCGUGGUCUGUGAUUGUGGACUAG